UUUUAAACAACGUUCUACUUUUAUAUCUGGUGCCUACUAAUUCUCGUUAAAUAUCUAAAAACUGUUAAAUCUAGACUAGAAGCAUUGUGAACUAGGGAGGAAAAGAUUGAAAGCUUGAAAUGGCAGGUCGUGAAAUAUGUCCGGAGAAAGGCUAAAGGCGUCCAUAGAAAUGGAGAGGUGAGGUACAAUAUGAAUGUUCAAACUUCCUAGAUUAGACUGGUGUCUACAUUAGAAUUUACAUAUUCAGAUUGGUUUAUAUUUUGUUUAAUCAACCGUGAAUCUGUUAUAUAUUACUCACUCCGUACAUAAUUAUGGAUUUCGCUUACAUUAACCAACGAACUGUGUUUAUAACAUUACUGUAUUAAACCCUUUAAGACUAAAUUAACCACAUGAAAUGAUUUGUGAGAUUUUGACAAUAAUGUGAAAACCAACAGAAGUAUUAAAAAGUGGUAAAACUGUACUCUAGGAAUUGAUUAGACAAUGAUUAUACAGAAUGGCAUACGUAUGACAUUAAAAUAGUCCAACGUUCAUUGGUACCACCAGAUGUAGGUUUAUAUCAUUCGUGAUAAGGUCUAACAAAAUGGUUUGAUGAAUGUAGCCGCUCUUGUAGUCUAUAAUUGGUACAUCAAUUAACUAAUUGUUACAAUUAAUGAACACGAUAAUAUAUUAUGACGAUUAGAUAAUCUAUUGAAAGUGACAGACAUUUAACGUGAGAGAAAGGGUUAAAAAGACUGUUGUAAAAGUGGGCAAACAUUGACUAUGAAUUAACCAACGAUCUCAAUCAAUAUUAUAACGGUAGAUAUUCAUAGUACCUAUUCAUUUGUUGUGUGACUUUGAAUAUAAUCAACCUCUACAAAGGAACGUGAUUGAUUGGAAUUCAUUUUAUUUUUUAGCCAGGGAAAUUAUUCUCUCAUCAAAGAAAGAAAAUGUGAUUUGAACAUUCAUUGAAGAAGUAGACAAUAUUGUUAAAACUGUGAUCGUUGCAGUAUUAUUAGUUUAAUCGGAUCCACUUUCUAAUCUGUCAAUAUGGGGUCUGUAAAUAGAGAUACUCUACAUCUAAUCAAUGAAAGGCUCCAGGCCGGUACCUCUGAGGAUGAAAGGCUGUUCCUGGAAGCCGCGGAGAUGGGGGAUAUUGAUACAAUUAAAAGGUUGCUAAAUGAGGAAAGGGUUACGGUUAACUGUGUGGAUCAAACCGGAAGAACAGCCAUUGAAUUAGCUGUUGCAGCUGGAGAUGAGGAUAUAGUUAGCUUUUUAUUGAACUCAGUAUCCGACACUGCUGUUCAUCGGGCAUUACUUUGUGCAGCGGAAGCCGACAGAGAACGAAUAUGUGAACAGAUUUUACAGCAUCCUGCAUAUGCUAAUGCCAAAAUUUUGGAUGAAGUUGAAGAAGAACCUGAAGUUGACCCUAUUGUGCUAAAGCUGUUGAAAGAAGGAUUGCUUCGUGCCGCUGUUCAGAAUGAUUUUCAAAUAGUUAAAAAGUUUAUUAUAAGAGGAGCCUUUUUAGACAAACCCCAUGAUUACUUCUGUUCCUGUUCGGAAUGUACGGAAGGAAAAAGGAAGGAUUAUAAAGUUUAUACUACGAAUCGUUUGGACACUUUUCGAGCUAUGGCUAGUCCGGCUUAUUUGUCACUUACAGAAAAAGACCCCAUCAUGGCUGCGUUUAAUUUAAGCCAAAAAUUCAGAAGAUUGGCAGAGUUAGAAGGAGAAUAUAAACAAAUGUACUACGACUUAGACAACCAGUGUCAAAAUUAUACCUUGGCUUUGCUGGAGCAGUGUCUCAGUUCAGAUGAGGUCAAGGCCUUGCUAACUGGAAGGUCACAUAUCAAAAGUACUGAUGACCAAUCAGAGAGCGAGGACGGGGAACAAAUAUUACCAUUAUUGGGCACAGCUAUUACGAUGGAACAAAAGAAGUUUGUAGCCCACAAUCAAUGCCAAUCUCAGAUAACAGAGUUAUGGUAUAGUGGUGUCCCCGCAUUAAGAUAUCUAAAUAAAUUCUCCUACUUGAUGUUAUCUAUACCAAUAGGUGUUGUAUUAGUGCCUAUAUUGUCGAUUAUAUACCUGAUAGCCCCGUGGAGUAGGGUGUCGAACAUUUUGCAGACGCCAUUAAUGAGAUUUCUAAGUUAUACCUGUUCCUACCUCACUUUUCUAGUGGUUGUCAUGGUCACCAAACUAGAAUUAAUGCACACAUUUGAUAGUUUUGCCUGUGACGACCCAGCACCAUUUGCCUUGGCUGUUGUAAUACUAGUGGUAUUAUGGAUACUUGGUUUGAUAUGGGAAGAAUGUAAACAGAUAAUGGAUGCCGGAGCAGCAGAUUAUUUCAGUUCUAUAUGGAAUUGUAUUGAUUCAACUAUGUUGAGUCUUUUACUGGCUUCAUUUGCGCUUGAAUUAGUUAUUCCGCUCCGUCUUCAGCAUGUUCUCUCUAGUGGUUCCGGUGAUAAUGCCACUCUCCCACCUAUUUGCAAGACCUUACGUGGUGGCCAGGAAGAUGCGGCUUUAUUUUGCUCAGUCGGUAGAGCAAGUGGUGCUGUGGUCGUCUGGGAACCAUCAUGGGUACCGGAUCCAGAACUACUUUCUGACAUAUUGUUUACCAUAGGUACUAUAUUGAGUAUCGGAAGGUUUUCCUUUAUUAUGCCUGCCAACGAGGCACUGGGAACAAUGUUGGUGUCAUUCCGCAGAACUUUGAUGGAUUUGUUUAAGCUUUUGGGAAUGUUUGUUUUAGUUAUGAUUGCCUUUACCUGUGGAAUGGCGGCUCUUUAUGCUCCAAAUAAAUGUAUGAACGAAUCAUUUGGAACCUUCGGGUCAAGUUUGUACACUCUAUUUUGGAGUUUAAUUGGUAUGGGAGAUACAGCAGCGCCGAGUUUAACGAAGGAUGGACCCUUGGCUUCAUUGACCAACAAUCCUUUACGAAACUACGGUGUGGAAACCGUCGGAUUCUUUCUCUACAGUUCCUAUGUAUUUAUCUCAAUGGUAGUUCUGAUGAAUUUGCUGAUUGCCGUCAUGUCAAAUACAUUCCAGGAGAUUCAGGAUGAAAGGGAUAUAGAAUGGAAGUUUGCCAGAACAGAACUGUGGCUGUCUUUUAUAGUCCCAGGCUGCCCGGUUCCAGCACCAUUUAACGUUAUCCCAAGUACCAAGACCAUUUUAGACGCCAUUGUAUGGUUGUUUCAGAAAUGUUGUGGCUGUUGCUGCAAGUUGGACGGAAACGGAGAUAGUUGUUGCUGUAACUUUCCACCUAUACGAUGGAUUGUUCAACAGCUCCAGCGAAUUGGCUACUGUAAAACUGGUGAAUCGGAACAGGAAAAAGUAAAAUACACUACGUUAAAGGAUGAUGAAACUACCGAGUUAUCAGAAACUGAUAGCCAAAGUCAUGGAUCUUCUAUGGAUUUGAUGUGUAUAUUAAUAAGAAGGUACGUUAGACAAGCUGAACGCGAAAAAGAAGAAGGCAAUGAUGAUGCUGCCGAAGACAUGAUGAAAAAACACAUUGAACGAACGGGAGCUAAGAUAGAAAAACGCGUGGAGCAAUUAUAUGAACGUUUAGGGUCAGUCGAAUAUAAUAUGUCAGACGUCCAGAAAGGUGAAUCCGAUAUUGUCAAAUUACAACUGGAACAUCUGGAAAUGUCCAAACUUCAUUCCGAAAAUCGUGAAAGACAACUAGACAAAUUCCUCCAUACAAUGGGACAGACAAAAUUGGAAUUGUUAUCUCGAAUGGACGCCGAAAGAAUUGAAAUUAACCGCUUGUUGGAAGUUCAGAAAAAUGAAAUGAUGAAAAAAUGGGACGAAGAAAUAAAGGAAAGGAAACAGCGAGUGCAAGAAAUUUCUGAACUUCAGGCCAAACGUCGUCAACUUAUAGCAGAAGGGAAUACAGAUGAGGCGGCUAUAUUAGAUGAUGAAAUUGCAACGAAAAUGCGAGAGUAGAUUUUGUGAAUUCGUCUAUUUUUCUUUAAUCUAAAGAUUUUUAUUUCUUUCAUAAAUUUGUUUCGAACGAAAGGAUUAAUAAAGGGCAACCCACACCAAGGAUUAUUUGAGUGGAACAUAUUUAAAGUCUUUGAUUUGUUAUGCAAAUUUAAAUCGAAAUCGAAGAUGUUUUACCAUCAGCGUUAUUUUCUCGCCACAAUGAAUUACCCACAAAUAAUCCAUGGUGUGAACUGGCCUUUAGGCGACAUAUGCAUUACUCAAUACUCAAGACGCUUAGCUAUUUCUCAAUUCAUUGUGAUAUACGUCUAAUAUAACCCACCAUUCAAGAAGUUUGGAACCAAUGUGCGCUUGGUUAAGGUGCAACAGUACUAUGUUAUCUUAAAAUAGCACCACUUCUUUGAUCUAGUCCCAAAAAAAUGAGAGGGCUUUAGUCCCGAUUAUCACUAAUAUAUAUUCUAUAAAAAGGUUAAUCUCGGUGCUAGUAUAUGUAUAUAUUUAGUCUUUAAUGUUUAAUUUAUCACCCUGUAGGUCGUUUUAGAUCAGUUAGAUGCACUCUAGAUGUGACCAUACUACUGGAUGGUCAAAGACAAUAUUAUAAACAUUCAUCGCUUUAAAUGUCUUAUUGGCAGCAGUCUAUCGGAUCACUAAUCUCCCCCAAACGAAUCGAAGAUGGUCGAAUCCAAAAACUUUAACACGGUCCAAUUGAAUUUUUAAGGAUCCCAUAAAAGGCAAUCUGAGAAUCGAAACGAAAAACCCCGACCCGAAAUUUUAAACUAAAAUCGUUGAUAAACAUUCGAAAAUAUUAAAUACUGCUCUUAGUUAAAAGGCGUGACAAUUCAGACUGCUGUCCACCAGAGUGGCCGAUACUCGACUAGGGAUUAAAUCCUUAACCGUCGGUUCCAAAGGUCUGUUAUGACCAUUUCUAAUACAAGAAAUUUACAGUAUUUAUGAUUUACCUCAUGUUACCCUGUAUUCUCUGGGCCUAUUUAUAUUUCAUCAGUUAAGUUCACAUGUUGCCCUGUAUUCUGUGAGUGCCAAUAUUUUAUCAGUUACGUUUCACAUGUUACCUGUAUUCUCUAGGUCUAUUUAUAUUUUAUUAGUUAAGUUUCACAUGUUAGCCUAUAUUCUCUAGGUCUAUUUAUAUUUUAUUAGUUAAGUUUCACAUGUUACCCUAUAUUCUCUAGGUCUAUUUAUAUUUUAUUAGUUAAGUUUCACAUGUUAGCCUAUAUUCUCUAGGUCGAUUUAUAUUUUAUUAGUUAAGUUUCACAUGUUACCCUAUAUUCUCUAGGUCUAUCCAGUUAAGUUCCACAUGUUAAUGUUUAUUCUGCACAUUUUAUCAUAUAAUAAAGAUAUUCUUUCAUGA
Molecule: messenger RNA, 5275 nt
Organism: Patella vulgata (common limpet)
Lineage: Eukaryota; Metazoa; Mollusca; Gastropoda; Patellidae
Product: short transient receptor potential channel 7
Exons: 12
Coding region: 1027-3912 (961 amino acids)
Biological process (GO): regulation of cytosolic calcium ion concentration; calcium ion transmembrane transport; manganese ion transport
Cellular component (GO): membrane; cation channel complex
Molecular function (GO): store-operated calcium channel activity; protein binding; inositol 1,4,5 trisphosphate binding
Source: RefSeq, a predicted model, not a curated record